AGUUGAAGGUCAGACCGCGAUACAUAUGUUUGUUAUGAGAUUGUCAUAGGUUACUGACUGUUUGAUAAUAUUUGUAGAUGAUUUGAGAUUGUUAAGCAUUAGUCCUGAAUCAGGUCUUCAUUUCUUUGCAUGCUGCAAGUUGGACGGAUCUGUACUUUAGUUUUCUGAUAAAAUUAUAUUCUCAUCCAUCUGCUCUCACACGCUGUUUAACUAACUAGCAUUUCAAUUAUAACUUUAAUGUUGAUUAUAUCGUUGGUCGAGAGAAUUAGGCAUCAUUCACAUUUUAACUCGAAACGUUUUGACUGUUUCGACAAUGAUCUCUUAUACAGAAGCGACCAAAACACAGUCUGUGAGAUGUGUAUUAAUGGAUACGGUGCGCUUGGUUAGAUAUGUUAUAGAUAUCCUUAGAAGCAGCUAAAUCGGAUGAAAUACAGGCAUUCUAGUUUUUUUAAGCCCAACAGAACGGUACAUAAAAGCAUUUGACUUAUUAUAACCGACUUGACUAGAUAUGCCAUUAGACAGGUAAUUUUAUACGCUCUUGUAAAGAAUCUACUUGUAGGGAAACUCAAAAUAACGACUUGAUCCCCUUGGCUUCUGACUUACGUAGCAUAUUUUACCUUAACAUAAUUUGUACACGUAACAUUAGUUACCUGUAUGGUCGGAUAAUACUAGUUACCUGUAAGAAAUAAUAUUAUUUUUACUGUUAAUUUAAACUUUUGCUAAUUGUACGUCACUUACUGAUUUCAGAUAUUUGGGUUAUAUGAAAAUGGCUGUUUACUGUAAGACCGCUAAUCACGAAUCGAGUACCGACGGAGAUAUCCAGUCCACUACAUCUCAAAAUGAUGACCAUGCUAAUCAGCCACGAGAUCCCCAUACAAUAGGAAAAAAAAUAAAUGAGUAUCAGGCACUCAUGAGUUUAAUCAAGGGUAAUAUUGGCACUGGGAUACUUUCUAUGCCAGUUGUUUUGAGAUAUGCUGGUCUGUGGACUGGGUUUACUAUGAUUAUAGUAUCAGGGAUUUUGUCAACUUACUUAAUGCAUGUUCUUUUGAGAACUGCCAAUGCAGUUCAGCAAAGACACAAUUGGGAUAGAUCAAAGAUGGAUUAUGCGGAGACCGCAUUUUUAGUGCUCAAAUAUGGUCCAGAAAGAUUAAGAAAACCCAAAGGAAAGUUAAAACAUACGGUCAAUGGAUUUUUGAUUUUGACACAAGUUGGGUCUUGUUGUGUUUACACCCUAUUUAUCACUGAAAAUAUUCGAUACUUUUUAAUGUUCUUCUUCCCACAUCUAACUCUCAAUGUGUAUCUAGUGGGAUUUAUUGUUUGUCUAAUACUAAUUCUAAUGAAUUUUAAAAGUAGUAUGCGUGUAGUCACCUAUUUAUCCGGUUUGGCUAAUAUAUGCACUGCGAUCGGUAUGAUAUUAAUAUUCAUCUAUUUAUUCACAUCUGGAUUACAUUCAAUACAUGAAUUUCCGGCUAUUACCAAUUUCAAUGGUCUACUAAUUGCAUUUAGUAUUGUCAUGUUUUCAUUUGAAGGAAUUAGUCUGGUAUUACCUAUUCAAAGUAAAAUGAUUGAUCCUACUGGAUAUGGUGUACGAUUUGGUGUUUUAACUACUGGCAUGAUUAUUGUUAUCUGCAUGAAUGUAGCUGUUGGAUUUUAUGGGUUUUUAAAAUUUGGUGAAGAAUCUGAAGGAAGUAUUACGUUAAAUAUACCACAAGUGCCUUAUUGGUUUGCUCCAGUUAAACCAUUGUUUAUCAUAGCAAUGUUCGUCAGUUAUUUAUUACAGUAUUAUGUACCAGCGCAAAUAUUCAGUCGAUUAAUGGAGAAAUUAACAUGUCAUCAUGACGCAUCGAAUCGUCGACGAUAUAUUAAUUUGAAAUUAAUGCGAAUUAGUCUAGUUAUAUUCUCAUAUGCAGCAGCUGUUUUAAUCCCUCGAUUAGAUUUAUUAUUAUCAUUAAUUGGAUCAUUAGCUGGAUCAACACUUGCUUUUAUAUUACCAGCUACUUUAGAAAUAAUUUUCUUAUGGCCUGAUCGUCAACAAAUUUCAUGGUUUUGGUUAACAGUAUUUACUAAGCAUAUAAUCUUUAUAUUAAUUGGUCUUUUAAGUUGUUUUGGUGGUUUAAUUGCUACAAUUAUACAAAUUAUUGAAGCAUUCCGCUCUAAAUAAUCUUAAUUAGCAUUGAUUAUGUAUGUAUUCUAUUGUAAAUUGUCAAUAUCUUAUACACACACACAUUCUUUGUUAUUACCUCUGUUGUUAAUCAGUUAGACAGAGUAUAAUAUUCAUUCAUAAAUACUCAAUUAUAUUCGUUUAUUAUUUUUAUGUUUACGAUAUCAGCUAAUUAUAUCAGUCAAUCACUGAUUCAAAUUACUUUCUUAAUUUCUAAUUCUCAUUAAAAUAUUGAUCAUUUCAAUCGUAUUUUGUAUUUACCUUCUAUUACUUACUUACUUACUUACGCCUGUUACUCCUAAUGGAGCAUAGGCCGCCGACCAGCAUUCUCUAACUCACUCUGUCCUGGGCCUUCUUUUCUAGUUCCAUCCAAUUCUUGUUCAUUUUUCUUAUGUCUAUCUCCAUUUCCCGGCGUAAUUUUUUCUUUGAUCUUUCUCUCCUCCUUCGACCUUAAGGAUUCCAUGUGAGGGCUUGUUUUGUGACACAGUUCAGUGCUUUCCUCAAUGUAUGUCCUAAUUACCUUCUAUUGCAUAAUGUAAAUUUACAUUGUAAUGUUUUCUCUUUUAAUACAACAAUCUUAAACCUGUUUCAAACGAUGAUAUAUACCUUUAAUGAUCUUAGAACAUAAUUGUUUUCUAGAAAAAAAAUCAACUGGACAAAAUUUUUUUUAUAGUUUUUUUCUGUUUUUCCUUUCCAUUUUACUAAAAUCUAAACUAAUUUCUGUAUUGAUGUAUAAAUUAUUUUAUCAUUUCAUUGAUAUACCAUUCAGGUAUAUUAUUCAAUCUUUCACAUUGAUUAAAGUAUAUUUCAUUUAAAUUU
Molecule: messenger RNA, 2980 nt
Organism: Schistosoma spindalis
Lineage: Eukaryota; Metazoa; Platyhelminthes; Trematoda; Strigeidida; Schistosomatidae
Source: the annotation of a GenBank genome assembly